AUGGCUACUAAUUGCUCCUGUCCUAUGGUCUCAGGUCUCUUCCAGUGCACCAACAAGUUCUUUCAUAGUGAUAAGGCCACAGGACUCCGAAUCAAGGAGUUUGCUCGAAGAAAUGCUGCAAACGCAUUAUCAGUUGCCAACAUGAUCAUGGGCUUGGCAUCCAUCCUCAGCAGUCUUGAUGGGCACCAUCACACAGCAUGUUGGCUGCUUCUGAUUGGUUAUCUUCUGGAUUUAGCAGAUGGAGCUGUUGCCAGGCGACUUGACGCCUGCUCUGCCCUUGGCGCAAAGCUGGAUGACUUUGCCGAUUUUACAACAUUUGGGAUUGCCACAUCCCUGCUCCUGAGGACAUCUGGGAUGCUGGAUAACAUCCUCUGCAUAUGUUACGCCCUCUCAGUUUUUGUUCGACUCUGUUUCUUCUCAAGUGGUAUCCCGUUCAUGUAUCUUGGCCUACCCUGCAUCUACGCAUCGGCCAUCCUAGCCUGUGCCUCCAUGCUGUCGGGUGGCAACGCGGCUAUGCUGCGAGUCAUUGCUGUGGCCAUGAUCCUCUUCAUGAUUAGCCACAGUUUCUACCCACAUGACAGAGUGUUGGAGUCCCAAGCCUGGAAAAAAGCUGUCUACGCAGGGGGUGUGGUAAUGCUGUUCUGCUCAUUCUUCCCCCCAGCUUGUGUGUACUACCUACUGUGGUCUGUCUCCUAUAUUUUGUUCCCAACAUCCCUUUGGAGCAGUGAAGUUUAA
Molecule: messenger RNA, 735 nt
Organism: Nerophis lumbriciformis (worm pipefish)
Lineage: Eukaryota; Metazoa; Chordata; Actinopteri; Syngnathiformes; Syngnathidae
Source: RefSeq, a predicted model, not a curated record